This is a messenger RNA of Melanaphis sacchari, 1006 nucleotides long. RefSeq names its product GPN-loop GTPase 2. Bases 56 to 946 code for a protein of 296 amino acids. Gene Ontology annotation, molecular function: GTPase activity. The record is from RefSeq and is a predicted model, not a curated record. Lineage: Eukaryota; Metazoa; Arthropoda; Insecta; Hemiptera; Aphididae. The transcript is spliced from 6 exons. Gene Ontology annotation, cellular component: cytoplasm.
GUAUCCAAAAGAUACAACGCCAAGUUAAGGGUUAAAAGUUAACUUAUUAAACAAUAUGCCUCUAUAUGGUCAAGUUAUCAUUGGACCUCCUGGUUGUGGAAAAACUACAUAUUGUGAUGAAAUGAGCAAGUACUUACAAGAAUUAGGUAGACAAGUAGCUAUAAUCAAUAUAGAUCCAGCUAAUGAUUCAUUAUGUUACAAAGCAGCAAUUGAUAUAUCAGAACUUAUUACUGUUGAAGAUGUCAUGGAUUAUGUAAAUUUAGGACCCAAUGGAGCUUUGAUUUAUUGUAUAGAAUACUUGGAAAAGAGGCUUGAUUGGUUAUUGGAAAAAAUGAGGAAACUGACUGAUUAUUAUUUAUUUUUUGAUUGUCCUGGACAGGUAGAAAUAUACACUCAUCAUAACUCAAUGAAAAAUAUUAUGUCUGCAAUUAAAAAUGAAUUAGAUUUGCGAUUAUGUUGUGUUCAACUCAUCGAUUGUCAUUAUUGUAGUGAUCCAGGUAAAUACAUAUCAGCACUUUUAAUGUGUACAUCUACUAUGUAUCAAAUGGAAUUACCUCAUAUAAAUAUAUUAUCAAAAAUAGAUAUAGCUGUUAAACACAAGUCUAAGCUAUUAUUCAAUUUAGAUUAUUAUACAGAUGUAUUAAGUCUUGAUCAUUUAUUAGAUGCGUUGCAAAAUGAUCCUCACACUUCUAGAUAUCAUCGUUUGAAUAAAGCUAUAGUUAGUCUAAUUGAGGGGCAAAAUAUUGUUUCAUUUCUACCACUUAAUGUGAAGGAUAAACGUACAUUGGAAUUGGUGAAAAAGAACAUUGAUAGAGCUAAUGGAUACAUUUUUAAACCUGAAGAGAAUCGGAAUGCUGAAAUGUUAAAUUCAGUUAUGCAACUGGAUAUUAACGAUUUAACUCUUGAUGUCUUAGAAGAUUUACCUAAACCCAAUACAUUAGAUUAAAUGAUAUAAAAUUAAAUUCAUUUUAUUUACCUUGUAUAAUACUAUAGAAGUUUUGUACAA